AUGUCGAAACAGCGAGUCCGCAUUUAUACAGCAGAGGAUGUCGCGGCUCAUUGCUCCUCCAAUAACUGCUGGCUCUCUCGCAAUGGCAAGGUCUACGACAUCUCCCGCUUCAUUAACGACCACCCUGGCGGAGACGACAUCAUUUUGAAGUAUGCAGGCAAAGCAGUCGAUGCUGCUAUGGCAGGCAAAGACGGAGAGGAACACCAGCACUCUGAUGCUGCCUAUGAGAUGUUGGACGAAUAUCAAAUCGGGAAACUGGGCACAGAGGAAAACAUCGUCAGUGAUGACUGGGUUGCAACAGACGACUUCCAUCCUGAAAACACAGACUCUGUGGAAGAUUUCAAAAAGAACCAAUUUUUGGAUCUGAGCAAGCCACUUUUGUGGCAAGUGUGGCAGAGCAACUUCAGUAAAUCUUACUACUUGCGGCAGAUUCACCAGCCCCGGCACGUACCCGAAUCAGCCCGGUUGUUCGCCUCGCCGAUUCUGGAGGCCACAACUCGAACAGUCUGGUGGGUCGUGCCGCUCUUUUGGACACCCAUCUUUACCUACCUGGGCCUUCGUUCGCUGGUGCAAUUUAACCUGGGUCCUAAUGCACUUCCCCUGUUUUCUCAACGGCCCGCGAUCCCUCUUCCUCUCAUCAUCCACGCCCUUACCUCGACCAAUCUUAUGAAGCUCGGCACUUGUUUCCUUCUAGGGAAUCUUAUAUGGACCAUCCUCGAGUACACCCUUCAUCGCUUCUUAUUCCAUAUCGACGACUGGCUUCCGGACCAUCCAUUCGCCAUCAUUACCCAUUUUUUGAUGCACGGAGUCCACCAUUACCUUCCGAUGGACCGCCUCCGGCUGGUCAUGCCACCAAUUCUCUUCUACUCCCUCCAGGCUCCGUUCACGCAUCUGGCACAUAGGAUUUUCCCGACUGCGGUCGCCAACGGGAUCAUUUCUGGUGCUUUUGCGUUCUAUAUUCUUUACGAUUGCAUGCACUACGCGCUACAUCACACCAAUUUACCCCCGUAUAUGCGUGAGCAAAAGCGUUAUCACCUCGCCCAUCAUUACAAGAACUUUGAACUCGGGUUUGGAGUCACGAGCAAAUUCUGGGAUAUCAUUUUCAACACUGCUCUGACUCUUUAA
This is a messenger RNA of Mycena indigotica, 1125 nucleotides long. RefSeq names its product Ceramide very long chain fatty acid hydroxylase. Gene Ontology annotation, cellular component: membrane; endoplasmic reticulum. The record is from RefSeq and is a predicted model, not a curated record. Lineage: Eukaryota; Fungi; Basidiomycota; Agaricomycetes; Agaricales; Mycenaceae. The transcript has 6 exons. Bases 1 to 1125 code for a protein of 374 amino acids. Gene Ontology annotation, biological process: fatty acid metabolic process; lipid biosynthetic process. Gene Ontology annotation, molecular function: fatty acid 2-hydroxylase activity; heme binding; iron ion binding.